AUGACGGGAAAAGCGAAGCCGAAGAAGCACACGGCGAAAGAAAUCCAGGCGAAAGUGGACGCGGCCACGACCAAUAGAGGCGGCGGCAAGGCCGGAGUUGCUGAUCGGACCGGUCAGGAGAAGGGAGGCCACGCUAAGUUCGAAUGCCCUCUCUGCAAGAUCACCGUACCGGAUGUUAAAACGAUGCAGAUCCACCAUGAAUCGAAGCACCCCAAGCUUCCGUAUGAUGAAUCAAAGAUAACUAACCUCCAUGCCGUGCUCGCACCCGUCGCGGAUACAUCCAAGGGUCGCCCUGGUGUUCGUGGUAGUCUCAAGAAGUGA
This is a messenger RNA of Lactuca virosa, 321 nucleotides long. The record is from the annotation of a GenBank genome assembly. Lineage: Eukaryota; Viridiplantae; Streptophyta; Magnoliopsida; Asterales; Asteraceae.